CUUCCAACAAGCCUCCCCAUCAACUGUUUCACUAUAUCUUGGGCCUCAUAUUUUUAGGAAGGGCACAUGAGAAGGCCGAAGCUAACUAUAGACUCCUGAUGACCAGGCGGCCUAUUUCUGUCAAUGCCGUGAAUUAGCGGCAGGAAUGCAAGUGAGAACGCUCACAAGCUCACAAUGAUUCAAGGCAUCUUCUACGCCCGCUUCUUCCCCAAAGAAGGGACCAAGAUCGUAGCACAAAGCCCGCCGGGCUGUAUCGUGCCCGUUCCCGGCGGCAGCGGCAGCACCAGCACCGCCGCCAAGCCGCCGCUCCUGGACUUCAGCGUGCUGCAAGAGUACAUCAUCCCGCGCGAGUCCUUCCGCAACCGCUACAUCACGGUGGCCGACCCCGAGGGCAAAUACUUUGUGCUCGGCUUCCCCGUGUCGAUCCCCAGCCCGCGCUACGACCGCAACGAGUUCAUCUUCAACUUCGGCCUGGUCGUCGAGAGCGAUGUCGACCAGGUGCCCUACGAGCGCGUCGUGCGGCGGCUUGCCGUGACCUUUGCCGAGAUGGAGAAGCAGAGCGGGUACCUGAGCCAGGAUGUCGAUGGUGGCGGCAGUGUUGGUGGCAGCGGUGGUGGUGCUGGUGGUGUUGGUGGUGGUGAGCACCACGCCAGGAGGCCGAUCGAGUCGUUGCUGGAGAUCAUCAAAGAGGAUCUCAACAACUACGGGGAGUGCAUGAUCCCUGUUGACGACGCCAACACCAUCAACAUGAAGCUCUUCCCGCACCACCCGACCCCGUCCGACGUCAAGGGCUGGCACGUGCCCGUGGCCAAGAUGAGAUUCGCCGACAUCGUCGACCCGACGUGGGACCUGACGCUGCAGCGGGUCGUCGCGUACAUCGACGGCGUCUCGGACGUGCGCCGCAUCGCCUUUCUCGCCGACGUCUCCUUCGAGCUCACAGUGCUGGCCCUGCGCCACCUGCUCUACUACGACACCAUCCUGCUGCUGGACAUGUUCUUCUUCGGGGCCUGUUAUGCGCCCCGCCCCGGGAUCCAUGAGUUUAUCGCCAAUGUCGGCGGGAUGGUGGAUGAGUGUGCGAACUAUGUGUGCGUGGGUGCUCGUGCUACUACUACUACUACUACUAGUAGCAGCGGGCAGGGAGGAGCAGGAGGAGGAGGAGGGAGGGGGAUCGGAGACGGUGAUGAUGAUGAUGAUGAUGAUGACGGCACCGAGAGCACUGAUGACGGCGAAAGUAACGCCGCCGCCGCCGCUGCCGCUGCUGUUCACGGCCACCGCGUGUCCAACUACAUGCUGAUCAAGCUGAUGACGACCUUCUGCGUGGGCAAGACGGUGAUGGAGUGGCUCAAGGGCCACAUGGACGCCGGCUUCGACGUGAUGCGCUUCAUCGACGUGCGGCGGCUGGUGCAGUUCGGCGUGAUCAAGGGGUGCCUCUACCGCGUGCACAAGCACGUCGUGUCCAAGCAGUACCUGGCCGCCCUGGCGACGGGCCAGGCACGCCCGGUCGCCGGCGGCGAUCCGCUGCAGAAGUACACGGACGGGUGUCACACAUUCGACCAGAUCAUCACGGAGCAGAACCUGACGGACGCCGAGAUCAUGGAGAAGUUCAGGAGCUUUCGUGCCCCGGCGGGUGAUUUGACUGUUUUAUACAGGUAA
Molecule: messenger RNA, 1653 nt
Organism: Chaetomium strumarium
Lineage: Eukaryota; Fungi; Ascomycota; Sordariomycetes; Sordariales; Chaetomiaceae
Product: nitrogen permease regulator 2
Exons: 3
Coding region: 175-1653 (492 amino acids)
Biological process (GO): negative regulation of TORC1 signaling; positive regulation of autophagy
Cellular component (GO): GATOR1 complex; vacuolar membrane
Molecular function (GO): GTPase activator activity
Source: RefSeq, a predicted model, not a curated record